GCGUGCGCAGACGGCCGCCGAGUCCCCCUUCGCACAUGUCCGGAGAGAGGGCGCAGACCAGAACCAGGACCGGCUGUGGGAUUUAUCAUCCGGCGUGAGCGAACACCUGGAUUAGCAAACACCGCAUUUUUUUCUCGCUGGUAUUAUUAUUUUUUAUUUUGUUUUUUCGAUUUCGUUGUUGUUUUUUUUGCUUGUUUGCAUUUUUCUGACUUCUGGGCUUGAGGAACAAGCUGCCGUCAUGUCUCGGGCUCCAGAGGAUGUGAGCAAGCUCACUGAAAGCACGUACAAGAUCGUGAUGGAUCAGUUCAACCCAGGCCUGAGGAACCUGGUCAAUCUGGGGAAGAGCUAUGAGAAAUCAGUCACAGCGAUGACUCUUGCAGGAAAGGCCUAUUUUGAUGCAGUCUCAAAGAUUGGAGAGAAUGCGGCUGUGUCUCCGGUCUCCAGAGAGCUUGGUGUGGUUCUGAUGGAGAUUGCAGAGGCCCACAGGAAAGUCCAAAAUGAACUGGAAGAGAAUUUUAAGAGGUUCCACAGAGACGUUAUCAUUGAGCUGGAGAAGAAGACAGAGAUGGAUGUUAAGUACAUGAAUGCCACCUUCAAGCGUUACCAGUCGGAGCACAAGCUGAAGCAGGACUCCCUGGAGCGCACGCAGACGGACCUGAAGAAGCUCAGGAGGAAAAGCCAGGGAAAGCACUCAUCCAAGUACGAGAUCAAAGAGAACGAGUAUUUGGAGACCAUCUCGUUGCGCCAGAUGGACAUGCAGAAGUUCAUCGCUGACGGCUGCAGAGAGGCCUUACUGGAAGAAAAGAGGCGCUUCUGUUUCCUGGCGGACAAACACUGCAUGUUCUCCUACCAAAUUAGCAACUUCCAUGAGAAAGCCAAGGAGAUGCUGGCCGUGAAGCUCCCCAGCUGGCAGGAAAAGUGCAGCGACAUCACCAAUGUGCCGGACACGGUGAUGACCAUGAUAGAGGGGCUGUCCACCACUCCGGAACAAUCACCGCUGGUCGAGCGAUACAACAGGAACAACGUGGCGCCUCCUCCUGCACCGCCACUGAAGGCACAGAUCAGUCCGCUAGCCAACAUGUUCAACCCGGAGCUCAGAUCUCCGCUCUCCUCCUCCUCAGACCACAACUCAGAUCAGGGCAGUCUUGGAGAGUUCAGUCUGUCCCGGUCGACAUCCCAGUCAUCUGGUCUCAACAUGGGCAAGAAGCCCCGGGUCAGGACCAUCUUUCCCCACACGGCGGGCAACAACCACACACUCCUCAGCUUCGACGAAGGCGACAUCAUCACCCUGCUCAUCCAGGAGGAGAAGGACGGCUGGCUGUACGGAGAGCUGGAGAAGACACAGCAGCGAGGCUGGUUUCCGUCAUCUUACUGCAGACCUUAUACUGAGCCACUGUUAUCAAAUAGCAGCAAUCUGAGCACUCCAGUGCGUAGGCUGAGUGUCGCCAGUCUGCCGGAGCAGGAGGAGGACGAGCUGGUGUUGCUGCCACCACCGGACUACAGCGACGAUGCCCCCCCUAACCCCGUGGUCCCCUCAACACCCUCGCCACAGAACACGGUUUCUUUAGUCAAUGGGACUGCAAAGGCUCCCUUUCUAGGAGGAGGGAAUCCGUUUGCCACAGUCAAGCUGAGACCGACUGUCACGAAUGACAGAUCGGCGCCAGUCAUCUAACACAGAGGAGGAAGGUUUUCACCGCUGUCAUGCCUUCAGGGGACUCGCGCAACAUGUGACCCCUGCGACCCACUGAAUAUCACCCCAACCUGACAUCUCACCAGCCUGCAUGCUAGUCUCUCUCAGUACCAGUCAGCUCUAUUUAAGGGAUCCAUUGUUUCUUGGCACAAGUGUGUUUUAGUGUGCCAGUGUGUGUUUUUCAUCAGCCACGACAGGGAACCAUUGCAUAAUCAACACAUGGAGAAGCAGCGAUUCUGCAAAGUGUUGCUGUACAAAGAAAAUAUUUUGUGUAGUGUGUUAAAGGGAUACGUCACCCCAAAAUGAAAAAUCAGGCUUUGUCUAAUCACUGAAAGUUGUAAUUAAAUUGACAAAUACAUUGCGUUUCCUGUGGCUGCUUCACAAUAAAAGCCACCAAGUGUUUCAGCAGUUGAACACUUUUACUGUGAAGCAGUGGCUUCGUAUGGCUGACACAUAACACAGACAAUACAGCUCUGUGUAAAGGCAGUGAACAGCAAACAGCGGGGCUGAUAUCAGUGAGAUAAAAUUGCGCUGGAUCACAUGCAUCAUUUCCCGUUAAUCCCUCAUGUAGAGGUAGACAAUCGGAAUCCAGUGUGGGAGUGGCGGACUCGGCCACUCCUGAUAAAAACUACUACAGUUAGUAGAUACUGAAUGUAAAUACACGAAUGGUUAUUGACUGUGAUGCGGACCAUAAAUAGUGUGUAGCAAAAAUAGGCUUUGAUUUCAUGAAAAUCAUGAGAAAAAAAUAUAUUGUAUUUAUUAUAUUAAAUAAGUUUUUAAUUAAAACUAGCCAAGACGUCUAAGCCCUCUUCCAAAAUACUGAAAGGAAGCAUAAAAACCAAAAACAGUUUCUUUAACUUUUUUAACUUAUCAGUUUCACCAUUUCCUCACAACACUUUUCCACAACAUCCCAAGUGUACUUUUCUGCAAAAUAUGACCCACCUGUUCAGUCAUUGGUUACUAAACACAUAUAUUACAGUGUACAAGGAUUCUGGAUAAAUUUAAGGGACAUCUUAUGCUUGUGUGUACUGUAUGUGAAGAUGAGGCUGGGAUAAAGCUACCGGGGCUUAUUGUGUGUCUGAUGGUCCCACAAAUGGAGUUUGUACUGACAUGACAAGAUAAAACCUGAAUGUUCGUUUUGGGGUGAGCUGUCCCUUUAAGAAAAGAGCUCAGAGCUCUGACAGUGUAAUAAGGUCUUUUCAGGCUUGUUUGUGCUGCAGUCAGUGCAGUGUAUGAAUACAGAAUGAAGAGAUCCACAUGUAAUCAAUAGUGGCCUGAUGCUGAUGGAAAAAAGACCAGCACCCAGGCUGUCUUCCUGACUUGCUAAAAAAAAAACAUAUUGUUAUUUCUAUUUUUAUGAUUAAAUAUUUUUGUCUUUCUUUUUUUUUUACGAGGCAUUGUGAUGUACAGAGGUUGUGAGAAUGAAGGGAGAGUGAUGAGUUGGGAAAAAGGGUUUUGUCAUUUGAGUGAAGGCAAAAAAAAAACAGUCUGCUGUUUAAAAUGAGAAGGCUAUUUAUAUACAGUGAGUUUAUAUGAGAUAUUUAACUAAAAUGUGUUUACAGAGUUCCUCUCUGUGAAGGUGCACCUUUGAAUAUGAUAGCUACUGUGCUCAUGAUCCCACAGAGAAUUUGAUUUGACUGCUAUUAUGUAUUUUAGAUGGGCAAAAUAACUUUUUGAUGAAAGGAUUAUGUUUCACUCCUCACGGUCUCGCUGUCGUUUAAUGUAGAUUCUGUGCACAGUGCGCAGUUUAUGCAAAAUAAAAACAUACCUUUACUGGUAGACAUGGGUCGCUGUUUUGAAAUCUACAAAGUGUUAACUGUUCUGUUAGGAAGUGACUUUUUCUGCCAUGUACUUGCUUUACAGAACGUAAAUGUAUGAACUGAUUGAUGAUACAGGUUAUUGAUCCUCACAGACCCACUGAUGCUAAGUGUGUAAGCAAACCCAUCAUACUGACAUAGUUAUUGCCUCAUGCUUUCUUCAGAGUACCUUGCCACUGUGUUGACACAUGUAGUCUUUUUUUUCUCAAUAAAACAAGGUAAA
Molecule: messenger RNA, 3730 nt
Organism: Chelmon rostratus (copperband butterflyfish)
Lineage: Eukaryota; Metazoa; Chordata; Actinopteri; Chaetodontiformes; Chaetodontidae
Gene: baiap2l1a
Product: BAR/IMD domain containing adaptor protein 2 like 1a
Exons: 14
Coding region: 239-1672 (477 amino acids)
Biological process (GO): plasma membrane organization; actin filament bundle assembly; positive regulation of actin filament polymerization
Cellular component (GO): nucleoplasm; cytosol
Molecular function (GO): protein binding
Source: RefSeq, a predicted model, not a curated record